AUGGCAACGACUGAGAUUGACGAUCUUCGGAAGCAGCUAGAGUCGCUCCAGCGCUCCCAUGAGGCGCUAUUGAAAAGCUUAUCAGCAACGAACGACACCUUCAAACCAUCCGACGCCUCACAACUUCGCCGCACAUCCACACGACAUGGAGGCGAUGCUAUCUUCGCCGAUACCUCAACGCUUUCUGACGACAGCAGCGAUGAAGAAGACGACUAUUUCGUCCAGAACGAAUUACCGUCCCAUUCGUUCGACCACGAACAUUUACGCGAGCAUCUGAAGACGCAUAACUGGACUGAACAUGGCAGAGAGAUUCUGGCAUCGAUCAUCUCUGAUCCCGCGAAGCUCACCAAACAAUCUCAUCUCUUUCACAUGGGGCCUGGGCCAGCAGAUGAUCGGAGCCAUUAUUCGCACUUCCAAGUGUACAAUGUCGGAACCAACGGUUUGCCUGAGCUGAUUGAAGUGACCGGUCCUGAAAACAACAUGAGCCGGGCAACUGAGAUUUGGCAUGCACUGAGAGACGUUGGCAAGCAGCCGGACCAAACCGUGGUUGGACGUAUCACCAUAGCGCGAGAACCUUCACCAAUCUUAUUUGGUGCACUUCAUCUGACGCUGAAUGAUGCUUUUGACAUGGACGAACUGUUCCGGCAUCUAGUCGAAACAGAAGCUUCAUCUGCGCAUAUGUUCCGAGCCUUCAAUCAGAACCCUAAACACCAAAGGACCUUUUUUUUCAACUUCGAAUACUAUACCAUCGUUGGAGAUGACUGCCAGCCCAUGCAAUGGCAGCGUGCGGAUAAGAUAACGGGUCAAUCUGAUCAUCAUAUACCACUUUCGCGGUGCAGUGCAGUCGUUGCGCUUGUCCUGUAUGACGACAAACCACGCCGCAUCCGAAAUCGAGGAAGACGUGCGAAGACACAGUUCGGAUGGGUGCAUGAUGUCUGGUCCCCGUGGCAAGUUUUGCAGCUGGAGAGUUUCCCGGACUGGAAGUCGACACCAGCAAAUGGAACGCCAUAUACCUUCGAAACUGGCCACAAGUAUCUCAAUGGCGCGGAAGCAUUUCUCCAUGCUUUGCUCACGGAAUAUCGGGAUGCGAGGAAGCGAUUCGACGAGAUUUAUAAGCGCAUUACCGAUCUAGUCACCCCACCGCUGGGCUUCCUAUUCAGUGAAGAGUUACGCCGAGCCCGACUGUUUGAAGACAAAGACUUCACCUGGAUCCGCAGAUAUUUCUACGCACACCAAACCUUGGGCAAUGUCAACAACAGCAUCAAAUCUAUGAUAGACGCGUUCGAAGACUGUUUCACCGACGACAUUUGGGAAGGCCAGAACAAGACGCUCUGGCCGCUCUUCGAGGAGUCGCCGCGCAACGAUCACUGGAAGCGGCGUUUGCGGACGUUGCGGCUUCAAUUCGAACGGGAAAUGAAAGAGCUUAGGAUCAUCAUCUCGGAAAACAAUGAAAGACGGCAUGAGAUUGAAACAUUGCAGGAGCAGUUGUUCUCUGGUACUAGCAUCCAAGAGUCCAGGAAGUCCGUUGAGCUAGCGGAUGUCACCGUGCACCAAGGGUACAACAUCAAGGUCUUGACCAUCGUCAAUCUCUUCUUCAUGCCUCUCACAUUCGUAACUUCCGUUUUCGGCAUGACAAACAUGCCCGAAAGUCCGGCAAACUUUACGCCAUUCGCCAUCGUCUUGGUGACAAUCUGCAUCCCCUUUUUUAGCAUCAUCGGCUUCCUCUCCACGAAAUACGGCUAUAGUAUCUGGGCGCAGAAAACGAAGGAAUUUUGGCGAUGGCUACGACCAAGGACGCAGCCGAAAAUUCCGAAUGACACAGACUUGGAGCCCCCAAGGCGCGUAGAUAGGACCAUGUCGACGGAAGAGGGUAUGCGGUUACGACUUAGAGGGGCAGAGCAUAUGCCUAUGGGGGUUGGGGUGGGCAUGGGAAGGAGGAGAUCAAGUCAGAGACCUGCGCCGUCGCAUCCGCAUAUUCAGCGCAUGGUGGAGAGGAUGGGUGAGGGGAGGGAAAGUGGGCUGACGCGACUGGGCACUGUUGUAGCCGAUGACGAGCACUCGGACCAUAGUAAAGAGAAGAACGGUAGUACGGGGAGAGAUGCCAUCAUCGAUAUCAAGGAGGGUUGA
Molecule: messenger RNA, 2127 nt
Organism: Alternaria metachromatica
Lineage: Eukaryota; Fungi; Ascomycota; Dothideomycetes; Pleosporales; Pleosporaceae
Exons: 2
Coding region: 1-2127 (708 amino acids)
Biological process (GO): metal ion transport; transmembrane transport
Cellular component (GO): membrane
Molecular function (GO): magnesium ion transmembrane transporter activity; cobalt ion binding; cobalt ion transmembrane transporter activity
Source: RefSeq, a predicted model, not a curated record